Molecule: messenger RNA, 5298 nt
Organism: Gorilla gorilla gorilla (western lowland gorilla)
Lineage: Eukaryota; Metazoa; Chordata; Mammalia; Primates; Hominidae
Gene: TMEM121B
Product: transmembrane protein 121B
Exons: 1
Coding region: 471-2207 (578 amino acids)
Source: RefSeq, a predicted model, not a curated record
CCCUGGCGGCUGCCCGCGCCUCCUCCCGCUUCCUCCAGGCCACCGGGCUCCCGACCCGACUGUGACGCACUGCACCCCCGCCCCUUCUCUUCCCGUUGAUCCAGCGUGCCGCGCUUUCUCCUCCUCUGGUCUCGCUGCUUCCUCUCCCCCUCGAAUCCAGUCCUGGUUUCCCCGCCGCCAGCCUCCCUCCCUCCCGGCGGGACUCGCUCCCCGCCCCGCCCCGCCCCCGCCUCGCCUGUCUUCACCGCGGUCCGCUCGGUUCACCGCCUGCCCCCUCUCCUUGCCUCCCGGCCCGGCUCGCCCAGUCCAGUGGCUCCAGUCCGGAUCUCGCCGCCGCCCGGCCCAGGUGCGAGUCCCCACUGCUGGGGAGGCGGCGGGCCCCGGCUCCCCUCGGCCGCCUAGCCCGCCUCGCCCGCCCGGGGUUGGCGGGGAGGGAAUAGCUGGGCGGCCCCAGAGCUCCUCGGAGGACAAUGCGCCCGGCGCUCGGCCACCCUCGCUCGGUCUCCUCCGCGUCCGGUUCCUUCCCGCCGCCCCCGGCAGCCGCCCGGCUGCAGCCCCUCUUCCUCCGCGGGGGCUCCUUCCGCGGCCGGAGAGGCUCCGGCGACAGCAGCACCAGCACCAGCACCAGCCGCGGGGGAGGCGGCGGCAGACGCGGCGGGGGCGGCGGCUCCCCGAGCAGCAGCACGGGCGCCGAGCGCGAGGACGACGACGAGAGCCUCAGCGUCAGCAAGCCUCUGGUGCCCAACGCCGCGCUCCUGGGGCCGCCGGCUCAGGUGGGCGCCCCGGCCGGCCCCGCGCCUGUCGCCUUCUCCUCCUCAGCCGCCACCUCCUCCUCCACCUCCACGCCCACCUCCUCCUGCAACAUGACAGCCGCGGACUUCGGCGGGGGCGCCGCGGCCGGGGCCGUCGGGGGCCCCGGGAGCCGCUCGGCGGGGGGCGCGGGCGGCGCCGGGACCGGCAGCGGCGCCUCCUGCUGCCCGUGUUGCUGCUGCUGCGGCUGCCCGGACCGCCCCGGCCGCAGGGGUCGGCGCCGCGGCUGCGCCCCCAGUCCCAGGUGCCGCUGGGGCUACCAGGCGCUGUCCGUGGUGCUGCUGCUGGCGCAGGGCGGCCUGCUGGACCUGUACCUCAUCGCCGUCACCGACCUGUACUGGUGCUCCUGGAUCGCCACUGACCUGGUGGUGGUGGUGGGCUGGGCCAUCUUCUUCGCCAAGAACAGCCGGGGCCGUCGGGGCGGCGCAGCCAGCGGCGCGCACAACCACCACCUGCACCACCACCACGCCGCGCCGCCCCUGCAUCUGCCCGCCCCCUCGGCCGCUACCGCUGGGGCAAAGGCACGCGGAGCCCGCGGGGGCGCCGGCGGCGCGGGGGGCGGCCUGGGGGCGGCCGCGGCAGCGGGCGAGUUCGCCUUCGCCUACCUGGCCUGGCUUAUCUACUCCAUCGCCUUCACUCCCAAGGUGGUGCUGAUCCUGGGCACGUCCAUCCUAGACCUCAUCGAGCUACGCGCGCCCUUCGGCACCACGGGCUUCCGUCUCACCAUGGCGCUGUCGGUGCCCCUGCUCUACAGCUUGGUGCGGGCCAUCAGCGAGGCGGGCGCGCCCCCGGGAUCGGCAGGACCCCUGCUGCUGCAGCCCCAGCGGCACCGCGCGGCCGGAUGCUUCCUGGGCACGUGCUUGGACCUGCUCGACAGCUUCACGCUGGUGGAGCUGAUGCUGGAGGGCCGCGUGCCGCUGCCCGCGCACCUGCGCUACCUGCUUAUCGCCGUCUACUUCCUCACCCUCGCCUCGCCGGUGCUCUGGCUCUACGAGCUCAACGCCGCGGCCGCAGCGGCUGCAUCCUGGGGCCAGGCCUCCGGGCCUGGCAGCUGCAGCCGCCUUCUGCGCCUGCUGGGCGGCUGCCUGGUGGACGUGCCCUUGCUGGCGCUGCGCUGCCUCCUGGUGGUCAGCUACCAGCAGCCCCUCUCCAUCUUCAUGCUCAAGAACCUCUUCUUCCUCGGCUGCCGGGGCCUGGAGGCCCUGGAGGGCUGCUGGGACCGGGGCAGUCGGGCCUCCCCGAGUCGGGCCAGAGGGGGCUACGGUGCUCCGCCCUCCGCCCCUCCACCACCUCCGCCACCACCUCAGGGAGGCUCCCAGCUGGGCCACUGCAUCUCGGAGAACGAGGGGGGUGCUCAUGGCUAUGUCAACACCCUGGCUGUGGCCUCUCAGAAUUGAGGGUGAAGGGCACGGGUCCUUGGUUUUGGGUUGAGAGUCCCCAACCCCCUUGUCUUCUACCUUCUGUCACCUAGAUUUGAUCAGGGUCUAUUUGGAAGAGGUAACCCUUUUCAGGGCUAAGGGCCAGGGUGUCCUUCUGCACCCCUGGGGUGAGGACGGCUUGGAGGGAGACCAGCAGUUAACGGUGAGGGAGGUAGGUGCACUUACCCUCUCCUCUCUUCUCCUAUCCUACCCCAAUCCUGACCUCCAAGGGGCUGGUACCUCUGCUUCUUGCUUUGCCCACCUCCACUCUAAUUCCCAUCCAUUAGGAGGAGAGGGGUGCUGGGCUUUGGACCUUCUCCCUUGCUUAGAAGUGCCAGCCUCUUUUAGGCUGUGGUUAGUGGCCAUUGUCCCAUGCCUUGAAAUUGACCCAGAACCCACUUUCCACUGAUGUGUCUAUUGGAUUUCUUCCAGGUGAUAGAUACAAAGUGUAUGUCUCUGUGUGUGUAGUGUUUUCUCGUGUCCACCCUGUGGCCCUUUGCAAUGGGUAGGAGAUCUGGGGAGGCCCUGCCCCCUACACCAUACUUAUCACCACCCUCCUCUUUUCUGCCUGGAUUUGUGACUAUGAAUUCCCAGGAAGAGCUGGGCCCCUGGGAGCUGCCCAGGUACUCCCCUUGAAGGGAGAAUCUCACCCAGGAUCUUCCUCAAUACUGCUCCUCUCUUCUCAGCUCAGGGAGAGGAGGGGAUCCAUUCUCUAAGGACCAAACUGCACCCUUUGUUGGGUGAGUGAGCAUUUCUACCUCCGUGCUUUCAACUUUUGUUGCAUCAUGCACUGAUGCUGCUUGCAAAAAAUGAAGACAAAAUACUCAGAAGUUGCAUUUGCCAUGGCCACUGGCUCCAGCUGGGGUUUGGUGCCAGUGUUAUUACAGGGUCUGCGGAGUAUCAGCCAUUGGCUUGGCCUCUCUCUGUUCCUCCCUCUGCACCUAGAACUCUUAUCCUUCCUGUGGUUUGGUGCCGACUGGGUCGGAUCUGGGCUUAGAGUAAUAGCUUUGGUGGGGUUCCUGGAUGGAUGUGAAGUUGGGCCUCCCAUGGGCCCAAGGGAAUAGGAAGCCCCAUUCCCCACCUGUCCUUCCUCUAGGAAGCGUAGAUCAGAAAGUGAGGUGGUGACCUCCCACCUCUGGUCUGGUUAAGAGUCUCACUAGGGCCAAGGCAGGCUGCAGAACUUUCCCUCUUCCUCUCAUUGAGGGUGAUGACAAGAGACAUCCGGGGACUGUGCACUUACAGUCGGUGUGGAAUGUCACUCUUGCAGUCUUUGAGGCAGGAUAAGUACUUUUACAUAUUUUAAGGGUGCAGGAGGACAGCAGCUAACAAGGCCAGGAAAUACUCACUUCCCUCCACCCUCAACAGGAUGUGGUGGGGGUGAAACUUGAAGAAUUUUUGUUUCCCCUUCUCCCUUCUUACGUUUGGGAAGUUUUAUGUAGUGUAAUAAACUCUAGACGAGUUACCAGAAGAUGUGGAUUCUAGUUCUGAUUCUGUCACUCAUUGGCUUUGAGUGACAUAUUUUUAUUUCCUGGGCCUGUUUUCUCACAUUAAAAAAGUAGAAGUUAGAUGAGUGAUCUCUAAGGUUGAAGGUAAUUUCAGCUCUCACAUUCUUUUGAGUUUGUGGCUCUUGAAAGCCCUGGUCCUGAUGCUCCCUGUAAAGGUGGCUGGGAGAGAAGCCAGCCAGGCUGCACUUGCAGAACAUUCCCUGCUCUGCACUGGGUGUGUGAAGCCCCAGCAGAGAAGGCCGGAGGAAGGGCUUGGGUUCCUGGGCUGGGUGUGGGGCAGGGCCUGGCACAGCUGCAGAGUGCACAGGGAGGGCCAGAAGUGCCAAGUCACUGGCCGUUAACUCAGCACCCAGGCCAAGCCCCCACCUCCCGCUUGAAGCCCCCUCUUCCAACUGUUUUGGGGGCUUGGAGCAGAAGACACCCUUGUAGACAGACAUGAGAGGGGCAGAAGGCUUGACCAGAGUUCUCUUGAGCCUCCUCAUGCUCUCAGAGCAGGGAACAGCGGGGGAAAAUGUUUACACUCCAUGCACAAUCUGUGCUUCCAGUCCCUCACCCUAUGUGGCCCAAUAGCUGGCUGGAUUUCACACUUAAUUGGUAUUUUUUUCUGCCUUCUUCCCCUGCCCCCACUGACUCCUCUCCUCUCCCUUUGAUUGUACUCAAGGUUCUGGGGCCUGGGCCCUGGGUGGGUACCAACAGCUGCUCCCUGUUCCCAUGUCCUCUCUCCAGCUUUGCUCUGUUUCUCUGCUACCUAAUCUCAGUGACUGUGAAAGGACAUUGUGUCUGAGCCAUGGCCAGCCACUGGCUGGCCCCCUGAUCUGCCCCCCUUCUAUUGUUUGGAUGGCCAUCUCCUGCUGGGCCUCCCUGACUGUAUAAUCUCUGUACUGUUAGGUUUUUGGUGGGAGGCUGUGAUAAGUUCCAAUGAGCUGCCACUUCCCUGGAUAUGUCAAGAAGCUGAUGGCAACUUGGCCAAUUCUGCCAGACAUCAGGCCCCCAGUUCAGCCCCAGUCACCCUCUUUUACACAUGUGGGUCAACCACUGUGUGCUCAGAGGGUCAGUCCCUUCCUCUGCUGUGUUUUUCUUGAGUCCUUGCACUCACUUCCCCUGCCCCAGUCACGAUGACCCCUAAAGCUUCCUUUGCCCUUGCUUUCUAGGGCAUCCCUAGUGAAGGGGCAUACCUGAGAUUUCUCCAUGGACCUGACAGCCAAGGCAGGGCACUGUCUCCUGAGGCCAGUGCCAGCACGUGCAUGGUUCACAGAAAAGGAUCCUGGGCUCAGAAUCUCGAGAACCGCCUGCUCCUAACAUUUCAGUAAGUCAGGGGCUUCCUCUCUGUUAGUCCCCAAAUCCUUACUUAUUUUAAAAAGACUAGACCCUCUCUAAAGACUGUUCCAUUUUAACAUGUCCUGAUUCUGCAUCCGUGGGUUUUGUGAAAGAGAGCUAGCUGGCGGUUAGAGCCUGGAAGAAGGAGGGAAGUGGCACCUCACUAGCAUUUAUCACUUUUUUCCUUCUCUUUUUAAAAAUAAAACCAGACUCUGUUCUGAAAAUAAAAAACUUGAGACUUGUGACAA